This is a messenger RNA of Olea europaea var. sylvestris, 1301 nucleotides long. RefSeq lists its product as uncharacterized. The transcript has 8 exons. The record is from RefSeq and is a predicted model, not a curated record. NCBI's taxonomy places the organism in Eukaryota, Viridiplantae, Streptophyta, Magnoliopsida, Lamiales, Oleaceae. The coding region runs from base 143 to 1063 and encodes 306 amino acids.
UUUAAGCUUAGCCAAGCUAAUUCAAACCAAAAUAUAUUCCUUUUCCCUUUUUCCUAUUUUAAAUUAUCCUCCAAGAAUUUAAGCUGCCAACUUCUCUUAUCUCUUUCCUUCAACAGUUUGCUCGCCAGAGAGUGGGAAAGAGAUGAUGAGUUUCUGCACCCAAAUUUCGCUCAAAAAUCACACCAUCUUGAAACCCAACCAAAAUCCUCUUCUACUGACAGAUUCUACCUUACUAGUGCGAGUUUCUUGUACCAGAAAAAGAAAUUGCUUAAAUACAACAAGGGCUUUACUUUCUACUACCAAAGAGACUGUUUUGAGGGAUUUCCAUGAAAAAAGAGCUCUAAAAAUCAUUUCAGGCUUACAGAAUUUGGACAGAGAUAAUGUUGCUUCUGUUAUUACCGCUGCAGAUAAGGGAGGGGCAACUCACGUGGAUAUUGCCUGCGACCCAGAGUUGGUGAAGCUUGCAAUUAGCUUGACUUCUCUUCCGGUUUGUGUUUCUUCUGUAGAUCCGAUGGCAUUUCCAGCUGCUGUUGAAGCAGGAGCCUUGAUGGUGGAAAUCGGAAAUUAUGACUCAUUCUAUGAGAUGGGCUUGACUUUCUCACCAGAGCAGGUACUGAAAUUAACAAGGGAAACUAAGAGGAUUCUUCCAUCCAUCCCGUUAUCAGUCACAGUGCCUCAUACACUAAGCCUUCCUGACCAGAUCAAGCUAGCAGAGCUGUUAGAGCAAGAAGGUGGUGACAUUAUUCAGACCGAAGGUGGAAAGUAUUCUAGUCCAUCAAAGGCCGGUAUCCUUGGGCUAAUCGAAAAGGCAACCCCAACACUUGCAGCAGCAUAUUCUAUUUCUAGGGCAGUUAGGAUGCCGGUAAUGUGUUCAUCUGGAUUAAGCUCAGUCACAGCACCAAUGGCAAUCGCAGCAGGAGCUUCAGGCGUGGGUGUGGGUUCAGCAGUAAACAAACUCAACAACGUCGUUGCAAUGAUUGCAGAGGUGAAAAGCAUAGCUGAGUCAUUUGCAUUUUCAAACUCGAAAAGAGAUGCAUCUGAAGAGAGCAAUUUGAGACUAUGAUCAGAUGGAGUCUCUAAAGGAAUGGAUUUUAAGAGAUCUCAAAUAGGGUUUGGCUGUGAAUGGGAUCUUGAGAAGAUCUUAAAAGGCCGUUUGAUACAAGGAGAAAUAUAACACAUCUAAAUUCUUGAUUAUAUUCCUUACGAAACAUGCCAUUAAGUCGAAUUUCCUUGUAGCAAUAACACGUUGUAAUGAACAUCCCUUGAGCAAUCCCAGAGUGAUAUUUUCUAUUUUUGGUGAA